Messenger RNA from Heterocephalus glaber (naked mole-rat), 1449 nucleotides. It is a transcript of the gene Casq2, whose product is annotated as calsequestrin 2. The record is from RefSeq and is a predicted model, not a curated record. Gene Ontology annotation, biological process: regulation of cardiac muscle contraction by regulation of the release of sequestered calcium ion. Gene Ontology annotation, molecular function: calcium ion binding. Lineage: Eukaryota; Metazoa; Chordata; Mammalia; Rodentia; Bathyergidae. Gene Ontology annotation, cellular component: sarcoplasmic reticulum lumen; Z disc.
ACGCAGGUCUGCAUGAACCUCCAUUGUGUCCUGAGCCCAAGAUUACACAGUUUGCAGGACCCAAGGUGGUGAGGACAAAUCUGCCUCUCUCUCCUUACUUGGCUCAACGAACCAACUAAGAGCUUUCCAUCCUCUCUCCUGUGAAUGCCAUUUUAAGGAAUAAGAAAAAAAAAAACCUAUUCCCAAAUGAAGAGAACUCAUCUGCUUGUUUUGGGGGUCUAUUUGCUCUCCUCUUGCAGGGCAGAAGAGGGGCUGAAUUUCCCCACAUAUGAUGGGAAAGACCGAGUGGUGAGUCUUUCAGAGAAGAACUUCAAGCAGAUCUUGAAGAAAUAUGACUUGCUCUGCCUCUACUACCAUGAGCCAGUGUCUUCAGACAAAGUCGCCCAAAAGCAGUUCCAGCUGAAAGAGAUUGUGCUGGAGCUUGUGGCCCAGGUCCUGGAACAUAAAGAUAUAGGCUUUGUGAUGGUGGAUGCCAAGAAAGAAGCCAAGCUUGCCAAGAAACUGGGUUUUGAUGAGGAAGGAAGCCUCUAUAUUCUUAAGGGUGAUCGCACAAUUGAGUUUGAUGGCGAGUUUGCAGCUGAUGUCUUGGUGGAGUUUCUCUUGGAUCUAAUUGAAGACCCCGUGGAGAUCAUCAACACCAAGCUGGAAGUCCAAGCCUUUGAACGCAUUGAGGACCACAUCAAACUCCUUGGCUUUUUCAAGAGUGAAGACUCAGAAUAUUAUAAAGCUUUUGAAGAGGCAGCUGAACACUUCCAGCCUUACAUCAAGUUUUUUGCUACCUUUGACAAAGGUGUUGCAAAGAAAUUGUCCUUGAAGAUGAACGAGGUUGACUUCUAUGAGCCAUUUAUGAAUGAGCCCAUUGCCAUCCCCAACAAACCUUACACAGAACAGGAGCUCGUGGAGUUUGUGAAAGAACACCAAAGACCCACUCUCCGUCGCCUGCGGCCAGAAGACAUGUUUGAAACAUGGGAAGAUGAUUUGAAUGGGAUCCACAUUGUGGCCUUUGCAGAGCGGAGUGACCCAGAUGGCUAUGAGUUCCUGGAGAUCCUGAAACAGGUGGCCCGGGACAACACCGACAAUCCUGAUCUGAGCCUUGUGUGGAUUGACCCGGAUGACUUUCCUCUGCUUGUUCCCUACUGGGAGAAGACCUUCAAGAUUGACCUGUUCAAGCCACAGAUUGGGGUGGUGAACGUGACAGAUGCUGACAGUGUCUGGAUGGAGAUUUUAGAUGACGAUGAUCUACCCACAGCGGAGGAGCUGGAAGACUGGAUUGAGGAUGUGCUUUCUGGAAAGAUCAACACUGAAGAUGAUGACAAUGAAGAUGAAGAAGAUGAUGAUGAUGACGAUGAUGAAGAUGAUGAUAAUUCUGAUGAAGAGGAUAAUGAAGACAGUGAUGAUGAUGAAUAGAUCCAACUGCAAAUGAUUCUAAUGUAAACAAAAUCACAGCUA